Messenger RNA from Acromyrmex echinatior (Panamanian leafcutter ant), 3414 nucleotides. RefSeq lists its product as uncharacterized. The record is from RefSeq and is a predicted model, not a curated record. Gene Ontology annotation, molecular function: metallocarboxypeptidase activity; zinc ion binding. Gene Ontology annotation, biological process: proteolysis. Lineage: Eukaryota; Metazoa; Arthropoda; Insecta; Hymenoptera; Formicidae.
UGACGAUCGCGACGAGCAGGACGAGAACGAGAUCGAUGAGAGAUAACGAAAGAUGAAGCUAUCGAGCAGCGGAGUGAAAGAACUCCAGGCCGUACUGUUUCCGGUUCAACCCAUUCCAGGUGGCAUCCUCUCUGAUCUAACGCCGCAAGAUUUACAAGUGUCUCAAUUGGAACGUUACGAGAGUUCAGCUCUAAGACGAGACGCGGAAUCGGCACUGUUCGCGAUACCUUUGGGUCUAUCCAGAUAUCGGUACUCGAAGGAGGCCCUUCGAGCAGUACUCGAUGCACGUUGCAUCGUCGACGGAAGCAUCCAGGAAGCGGCCAGGUGGCCGACCGAGUGCCAGGUGAUCCCAGAAAGAGUUCGUCACAUAGAGUACAAUCCUGCCACACCGGAAGCCUUCUACGUGUCAACCGGAAAGGAACCGAGACCCAAACCAAUCGGUGACGAGCUUGGAACGGUGAUAUUUCGUUACUGCCCAACUAACGUUACUAAUUACUUUAGCCGAUCUUGCGUAGGCGGUAGCACAGUGUUACCGUUCCACACGGAUUUCCCCGGGGAAUCAACCGCGUGUGCCAAUGAGAACGAUAUCUUCUUCGUUGCCGAAACGUCCCGACCGAAAGAUGACAAUACGGACUUACAGUUUGAAUCGCGAUUUGAGUCCGGAAACCUCGGCAAAGUAGUAAAAAUAACCGACACAUAUUACCAGCUCUAUCUAAGAAGAGAUCUCUACACUCAGAGGCAUACACAGUGGUACUACUUUAGGGUAUCAAAUACAAGAAGCAGAAUCACAUACAGAUUCUCAAUCGUAAAUAUGUGCAAAGAAGAGAGCCUUUAUAACGAAGGCCUCAAGCCUCUUUUAUACUCCACUGAAGACGCUCGAACUCGAGCCAUAGGAUGGAGAAGAUGCGGCGACAACAUCACGUAUUACCGAAAUAACGACUCAUCGUAAGAAAAUUAUAAUGUCAUAUAACAAAAUAAAUAUAAAAAAAUAACACGAAAUGAUUGCAGAAGCGAUGACGAGAAGGAAAAACACACGUUGACGUUUAACAUCUCAUUUCCUCAUGAUCGUGACAUCGUUUACUUGGCGCACUGCUAUCCAUAUACCUACACCGAUCUACAGGAAUAUCUCGGUAAGAUCGUGGCUGACCCCACAAAGACAAGGUUCGCGAAACUGCGCCUGCUGUGCCGCAGUCUGGCCGGAAAUGGCGUGUAUUAUUUGACGAUCACCGCACCAACCCACGAUGAAGACGUGCGUAGGAAGCGGGGCGUCGUUAUCACGGCUCGGGUGCAUCCUGGUGAGACACCGUCGAGCUGGACGAUGAAGGGUAUCAUCGACUUCCUCACCGGCGACACAAAUCGGGCUAGAGAGCUUAGAGAGAGAUUCGUCUUCAAGUUGGUGCCGAUGCUGAACCCAGACGGUGUCAUAGUGGGUAACAAUCGGUGCUCCUUGUCCGGGAAGGAUCUAAAUCGACAGUACAGGACAGUGAUGAGAGAAAGUUACCCGUCUGUCUGGCAUACGAAGCUAAUGAUCCGGAGGCUCCUCGAGGAAUGCGGAGUGGCGAUAUACUGCGAUCUUCACGCUCACUCGAGGAAACACAAUAUAUUUGCCUAUGGUUGCGAAAGCAAGAGGACAGGAUGCAACGGAAAGCUGUCGGAACAGGUGUUUCCGCUGAUGCUUCAUAAAAACGCAGCUGAUAAGUUCUCCUUCGAGAAUUGCAAAUUCCACGUCGAGAAGGUGAAAGAAGGUACCGGUAGAGUGGUUGUAUGGUCGAUGGGCGUACAAAACAGUUAUACCAUGGAGGCUUCUAUGGGCGGUUCUAAAAUCGGCUCAAGAUGCGGAACGCAUUUUUCCAUUCAAGAUUACGAACAGAUCGGCAAGGCAUUCUGCGAGACCCUACUUGACUUUUCCGAUCAAGAUCCCAUGAAGGAAAGACUCCGAAAUAAAAUUAUAGCCAGAUUAGCGAAGGAGGGAUCCAAUGCUGAAGAACCUAUCAAUAUCGAUUUGACCGAUUAUUCAAGGAGAUAUCUCACAGGAGAGGGUAGGACCGAAUACACGGAUGCUGCGUGGUCCAGCGAGGGCGGAGAGUUCUUGGCGAGUCGCCGUCGGUAUCUUUGUGUGCCACCACCGUCGCCGACUUUCGUCCCACCGAGAAGCGUCGGUCUUUACAGAAGAAGAGCACGAAGGGACAUCGCGGGAAGAAUUUAUUUGGAGCGCAGGAAAAAUGUGGCACGACGAGCGGUGAUGGAUUUGCCGACCACAGAUCCAGGUAGUGAUCUGUGUGAUCUGACCGAUUCGGCUGAUGAAAGUUUUGUUAGAAGCGAGGGAAGAGAAUAUGAUGAUGUAUGGAGAAGUACGCAAGAACAUCGAGAAGAGAUAAUCGGACUCUCCGAGCGGGAGACAACUGAGAAAGAGGAGCGACAGGAGAAGACGUUGAUCUUACCGGAAAUUAUGAGACCUCGCAGCGUAUCUUUUGGAGAGUUACUACCACGGAAAGAUUACCGGAAGACUCGGCAACACCCGCGAUGUCUUCGAAUGCUGAGAAAUCCGUCGCCGGUAUCGCCGACUAGCCAAGAGGUGAGAAUCAAGCUCACAUCAUUGAGACGGCAGAUCUGGACUGGUGUGUCGACCAGCACCGCCGCCGACGAGAACAACGAAGCGGAACGUCUCACAUUUAUUAAGACGCCGUUGAGCUGGGGUAUUUCCAGACAUGCUCUGAUGCACUAUCCCACGGACGGCGAGGUCACGUUAAAGCCGCAGUCCAAGAAGACUCAGUCGCUCGUCUACGACAAGGACGACGCGAGGAAGACACGGAAGAAAUUACGGCGAAAUGCGUCCCAAUUGAAAUCCGCGCGAACAGACGGGCAGAAAUCGUCCAAGAGGAAGAAUGCGAAGCUUGACUGGCAACGGGCGGUGAACCUAAACUCCCGGGGCAAGGAUGCGAGAAUUACAAGAACCUCCUCUUUCUUGACGAUUGAAGCGGAUUCGUUGAAGCUGCUGGCCACGUCGACGGUGUCCAAACAGCCACAGCGACCGCAACGGAAACUCGAGUCGCGCCGAAAGUUCCGCGGUGUCGGUGCGGUGACCUCCACCUGCGUCGGCGUCGGGGCGAAGACGAGCGUCGCGAAGACAACGAGAACACGAGCGUGCCGUCGCGACGCCUUCUGCGAGAGCACGACGUCAGACGAUGCCUCGUCAGAUUCGGGCAAGCCAAAAGUAGUGAAGAAAAAGCAGAAGAAGAAAAAGCAACAACAACAACCGCCUCCGAGGAAAACAAACAGAGGAACCGAACAAAGCAAGCGGGUCUGCAGCGCGAAGACCUCGCGUAACAACGUUUGAGAAUUAUUUUUUCGAACAAGCUGUGAGAUGUGUUGUUAGUCCUCCUUAUUAUUUGAGAUUUUGAAUAAUUUAAAGAA